Molecule: messenger RNA, 436 nt
Organism: Crotalus tigris (Tiger rattlesnake)
Lineage: Eukaryota; Metazoa; Chordata; Lepidosauria; Squamata; Viperidae
Gene: BRK1
Product: BRICK1 subunit of SCAR/WAVE actin nucleating complex
Exons: 3
Coding region: 116-343 (75 amino acids)
Biological process (GO): regulation of actin polymerization or depolymerization; cell motility; actin filament organization
Cellular component (GO): SCAR complex
Molecular function (GO): protein-containing complex binding
Source: RefSeq, a predicted model, not a curated record
UCAAGAGUGGGAAAGGAAGAGGCUGCCCCUCCCGGCCUGCUUCUGGGAACGUCGUGCGCGCGCAGGCGUCUUCGCUUAUCUGUGGGAAGCAGGGUUGCUGCCAGCUGACUCGGCCAUGUCGGUUCAGGAAGACCCGGUCCAGCGCGAGAUUCACCAGGACUGGGCGAACCGCGAGUACAUCGAAUUGAUCACCAGCUCCAUUAAGAAGAUCGCGGACUUCCUCAAUUCCUUCGACAUGUCCUGCCGCUCCCGUCUGGCCACGCUCAAUGAGAAGUUGACGGCGCUGGAAAGACGGAUCGAAUACAUCGAGGCCCGGGUAACAAAGGGUGAAACAUUGACAUAGUGUGAUGCUGGCAAGGAGUCAACCUUAGGGGAAAAAAAGUGCAGCUGUUUAGAAGGCUGAUGAUCAGACUUCGGGUUUCUUCAUUACUUAACA